Molecule: messenger RNA, 2219 nt
Organism: Coregonus clupeaformis (lake whitefish)
Lineage: Eukaryota; Metazoa; Chordata; Actinopteri; Salmoniformes; Salmonidae
Gene: usp12a
Product: ubiquitin specific peptidase 12a
Exons: 9
Coding region: 587-1705 (372 amino acids)
Biological process (GO): protein deubiquitination
Cellular component (GO): cytosol; nucleus
Molecular function (GO): cysteine-type deubiquitinase activity; cysteine-type endopeptidase activity
Source: RefSeq, a predicted model, not a curated record
GACCGCUGCGCCACUCGGGAGCCCCUCAUAUAACCUUUUUUAGCAAAAUGUAUUAAAAUAAUGCAUAUUUAGUUGUGCUUGUGCAUUAUCGAAAUAUUUGAUCGAUGAACUGCUGACCGUGACAGCUAGCUAGAUAGACAUGUAAAUUGGAUUCUCGUCUCAAAAGCCUGAUCAAAGAUUCAGUGAGUUUGACAUUGAUUACAGUCGUCAAUCUCUACACAGCUGUAUGUCCAGAAUUGCUAAUGUGGGCAUAUCUGUCAAUGUUAUAUUACGUACGCCACAGAACAUGGACAUCGGAUGGAGGUUGUCUUGCACGGCGCUAAAACGGUCAUGGCAAGAAGGGAUCUAGCUUUUGUCAAAUUAACGUAAAAAGUUGAUUUUGUUGUUGUUGCAUUUUAGCUAACUAAAUAUUUUCUUAACCUUAACCUUAUUCUGCUAAAUCUGACGUUAAUUUGACAAAAACUGGAUCGCUUCCAGAGAUGACCCUCUAAGACCAAGCGGAGCUCCCAUCGCCCGUCCAGUGUGUCCUGUCACAAGGGAGUCCUCGCCUCCACGCGGUGAUUGGGUGGAAGAUGGCGCUGGGCGAAUGGAAAUCCUAAUGACAGUUUCCAAAUUUGCCUCUUUUUGUACCAUGGGCGCCAAUGCCUCCGCUCUGGAGAAAGAGAUUGGCUCAGAGCAGUUCCCUGUCAACGAGCACUACUUCGGAUUGGUCAACUUUGGGAACACGUGCUACUGUAACUCGGUGCUGCAGGCGCUGUACUUCUGCCGUCCGUUCCGGGAGAAGAUCUUGGCAUACCGCAGCCAGCCCCGACGCAAGGAGAACCUGCUGACCUGCCUGGCUGACCUGUUCCACAGCAUCGCCAACCAGAAGAGGAAAGUGGGAGUCAUACCACCCAAGAAGUUCAUCACGCGCCUACGCAAGGAGAAUGAGCUGUUUGACAACUACAUGCAACAGGAUGCCCAUGAGUUCCUGAACUACCUGCUCAACACCAUCGCUGACCUGCUGCAGGAGGAGAGGAAGCAGGACAAGACCAACGGCCGCCUGGCCAAUGGCUCACUCGACUCCCAGAACAACAAUAGCAACGCCCCGCCUCCCUCCACCUGGGUCCACGAGAUCUUCCAGGGCACCCUCACCAACGAGACCCGCUGCCUCACCUGUGAAACGAUCAGCAGCAAAGAUGAAGACUUCCUUGACCUGUCAGUGGAUGUGGAACAGAACACGUCCAUCACACACUGUCUCAGGGGGUUUAGUAACACAGAGACUCUCUGCAGUGAGUAUAAGUACUACUGUGAAGAAUGUAGAAGCAAACAGGAGGCACACAAAAGGAUGCGUGUGAAGAAGCUGCCUAUGAUCCUGGCUCUACACCUGAAGAGGUUUAAGUACAUGGAGCAGCUGCAGCGCUACACCAAGCUGUCCUAUCGCGUUGUCUUCCCUCUGGAGCUCCGCCUCUUCAACACCUCCGGAGACGCAACCAAUCCCGAGAGGCUCUAUGACCUGGUCGCCGUCGUGGUGCAUUGUGGGAGUGGUCCAAACCGAGGACACUACAUCGCCAUUGUGAAGAGUCACGACUUCUGGUUGCUGUUUGAUGACGACAUUGUAGAGAAGAUAGACGCCCAGGCCAUAGAGGAGUUCUACGGCCUCACCUCUGAGAUCUCCAAGAACUCUGAGUCAGGCUACAUCCUAUUCUACCAGUCGAGAGACUGACUAGCCCUGGAGAGGACAGCACCACUCAGUGGAGCGGAGGACCAUACUAAUGUACACCCCUCUGGUGUCACACACAUCUCCACAGGUGGCAUUCAUACCUGUGUAUAUGGAGCUACUGCAGCCCAGCCUCAGUCCCCCCCCAUCCCCCCAUCCUCCUACCUCCCCCACCCCGUCACUUAGGCUGGAGAUGUUGCUACAGGGAGUUGUGUCAAAGGUUCAGUGGACGUUGUAUCAAAGUUUUGAGUUGGAAAGCUGUUUAAUGAGGGUUGUACAGAGGUUGUGUGAAUGAGGCGUUGGUUAUAGCAUGGGGUUUUGGGUGGGGUGAGUGGGUAUUUAAUGAUUAAUGUGUUGUAAUAUCGGCCAGGCGUCUACACACUCCCUCAGACUGCAACUCUGCUUUGGUGCCUGGCUGGGGCCUAGUCAGAGCAGACCAGUUGACUGUACAGUCGUGGUCAAACGUUUUGAGAAUGACACAAGUAUUGGUCUUCAAAGUUCGCUGCUGCAGUGUUUAGAU